Messenger RNA from Onychostoma macrolepis, 1713 nucleotides. RefSeq lists its product as uncharacterized. Gene Ontology annotation, cellular component: external side of plasma membrane. Gene Ontology annotation, biological process: negative regulation of T cell proliferation; T cell costimulation; cellular response to lipopolysaccharide. The transcript has 9 exons. The record is from RefSeq and is a predicted model, not a curated record. NCBI's taxonomy places the organism in Eukaryota, Metazoa, Chordata, Actinopteri, Cypriniformes, Cyprinidae. Bases 278 to 1468 code for a protein of 396 amino acids.
UGUCGUCGCGCGCCUUUUUUUGUCUGUGAGGAAUCGCGUAAACGCGACCGUUUCUCUCACUUUUUAUGUUCAAAAGUGAGGUAAAAACUCAAGGAAAACGAUAAAUGUCAUGUGUUUGUGAGUUCAUGCAGAAGGGAGAGAUGCAGAUGAACACAGAGUUCUGCAUAUAUUUGGCACGUAUCAUAAACACCUGGGACGAUCACAUGACAGGAAGUGAUGUCAUCAAGGGUGUGAUGACACAUCAAAUGUCCAUCAGUGGAAGAAGAGACGGAGAGUAAUGGCUUCAGAUGUGAUGUGCUUGUGUGUUUUUCUGCUCUGCUCUGGACUUCAGUUCACAACAGGUUGUGAAGUGUUUGGAUCAACGGUCAGUUGUUCUUCAGGAGAGUCUGCGCUGCUGCCCUGCAGGGGUAUAAACUCCCAGCACACAGGAGUCCAGUGGUGGAUCUGUGAUCCUCAGAUGCUCACUCUUAAAUACUCAGUGUGUCCAGCGGACGCCGUUAAGGGUCAGCGAUACAAAGACAGAGUUCAGACUCACGGGAAUCUCUCGCUGUCCAUCACUCGACUCACUGUAGACGACGCAGGAACAUAUUGCUGUAAAACAACAGACCCUGACAAAAUGAGCCAUGUUUAUCUAACUGUUGAAGGUUGUUCUGUAUCAGGGAAUGAAGGAUCAGUGGAGAUCAGCGGAUAUUCAGGGGACUCUGUGCUUCUGUCGUGUUCGGUCAAAUGUAGCGGCCGUCAUGAACCAGGUUCAGAGUUCAGAUGGAAAUUACCAAACAAUAGAGAAAUAAAGCAGGCCAUUGACUCCACUGAACUCCAUCGACUCUAUCAGGGCAGAUUUCACAUGUUUAAUAUACGUUCAGGAAACCUCUCUCUGCUGAUUUCUGACCUGACUGAGAAAGAUGAAGGACUGUAUUCCUGCUGGAGUAAAGAGAAUCAACACAAGAACUUCACUCUCACUGUUACAGGCUGUGUUUUGUCCGAACAUCACAUCACCAAGAGCUCAUACGCAGGAGGAUCCGUGACUCUUCCAUGUUCCUGUGAAGAUCCCAAAUCCAAACCAGAACACUUUGAAUGGAAGCGAGCAGCUGUGAAUGAGACGCUGGUUUCAGACGCCGAAGAGAUCAACGGCCGAUUCCAGAUGAUCAGAGAUUCUCCUCAUAAGCUCUUCUUACGGAUCUCAAACCUGACCGAGACUGACGGAGGAGUGUAUGUGUGUUCAGUCAACGGCAAACAAUCCAGACGCGUCAAUCUCACUCUUACAGAUUCUGCUGUUAUAAAUGCUCUUGAAUAUCAAUACUAUCAGAUAUUUCUGGCCUCUUUGCUCUGUCUGAUGCUGCUGCUGGUGGCUGGAUGCAUCUGCUGGAGAUUUACAAGAGCAAGGAAACAAAGGAGAGGAAGCCAACUGAUCCAGAGCCCAGACGACGAGGAUGAUACGUACACAUCUGUAGUCUACAGUUCAUUUUAGAGACUAAAAAAUCCCUGCAGAUGAACUCAAGCACUGAAGAGGCCGUUGCAGAAAGAUAAAAACACACAUUUUCAACUUUCCCUGUCUGUACACAGUGUUUCUAUUGUUUUCACUCCCACUCACUUUUGCUGUAUAAUAAAUGAAUGAUAUUUUCUAAUUCUUACCGUUACUGGGCAAUUACUAAAUUGUGUCUUCAUGAAAAUGUAAAAUUGCAUUCAUGCAUUGUGAAGACAUAUUUUAGUCAU